Molecule: messenger RNA, 536 nt
Organism: Condylura cristata (star-nosed mole)
Lineage: Eukaryota; Metazoa; Chordata; Mammalia; Eulipotyphla; Talpidae
Product: V-type proton ATPase 116 kDa subunit a isoform 3-like
Exons: 4
Coding region: 141-536 (131 amino acids)
Biological process (GO): proton transmembrane transport; vacuolar acidification
Cellular component (GO): proton-transporting V-type ATPase, V0 domain; plasma membrane; vacuolar proton-transporting V-type ATPase complex
Molecular function (GO): ATPase binding; proton-transporting ATPase activity, rotational mechanism
Source: RefSeq, a predicted model, not a curated record
GCGACGCCUUCCUGGCCCAGCACCCGCUGCUCGCCCUGGACCCCAACGUCACCGGCGUCUUCCUGGGGCCCUACCCCUUCGGCAUCGACCCCAUCUGGAGCCUGGCGGUCAACCACCUGAGCUUCCUCAACUCCUUCAAGAUGAAGAUGUCGGUCAUUCUGGGGGUCACCCACAUGGCCUUCGGGGUGGUCCUGGGAGUCUUCAACCACAUGCACUUUGGCCAGUGGCACCGGCUGGUGCUGGAGACGCUGCCCGAGCUGGUCUUCCUGCUGGGCCUGUUCGGCUACCUGGUCUUCCUGGUCUGCUUCAAGUGGCUGCGGGUCUCGGCCGCCGGCGCCGCCUCGGCGCCCAGCAUCCUCAUCCACUUCAUCAACAUGUUCCUGUUCUCCAGCAGCCCCACCAACCGCGCCCUGUUCCACGGGCAGGUGGGCCGGGCGCUGCCGGGGCCUCGGGCGCGGUGCAGGCGAACCACUGGCGGGGAGGAGCCCACCCCGCCGGCCGCCCAGGCCGGGCUCGGGGAGCCCCGCCCCGGCUGA